AUGGAUGUGGUUACUCAGAGUAACGAUGGUGGAGACAACAAUGAAUCGAAUACUCUAUCAUUUAUAUUCUCUGACAAUGACAACUUUCAGCAAGAGAUCAAUGAAUUGUAUUCCUACGCAGAGUUAUCUCUACUAAGAAAGUUAGAUUUAUCAACAUUGUUUAUAAAUGAUUUAGAGAAAUAUAGAGGUGAUAAUAAACAAUGGAUAGAUUUGAAUGAACAAGAUAGAUUGGAUUAUAUUGAUCAUACCUUACAGUACUUGGAGUGUUCACCGAGUAGCAGUAGUGAACACUAUCAGAGAUACCUAUCUAAAGCACAUAUACUACUGUACAUUGCACAAGGUUGUACUUCAACGAUUGCUCAUCAACCAGAUCAACAAAAACAACACAAUCAAACUGUCUCAUCACUAUCCAUCGCCAACUCAAAGUUACUGAGAUCGAUCAACGCCAUUUCAAUAUUAUUAAAAUCAUUAUUAUUUUCAUCAAAUUUAUCAAAUAGUAGUCGCCAUGUUAGUGAUGAACAUCAGCAACAGCAGCAACAACAACAACAGCAGCAUCAUCAUGUUAGAGGAAAUAAGACACCACCAAAGAUCAAUACAAAGAGAGCUGAUCAUCUUAUGUCAGUGCUACUAAAUAUUAUCUAUCAUAUUUUGGUUGCGAAUCAAGAUGACCCUACAUUCAGAGAAGAGAUGCAACAUUUUGAAGAUGACAAUGAAAUCAUUGCAACAAUGCUCGAACUUACAUCACAAUUCAAUGAGAUCGAAGGAAAUAGAUACCCAAUCAAAAAGAUAUUGCUAGUUCUAUGGAAAUCAAUGAUUGUUCUAUUCGGUGGAUUCAAUCAACUCAUCGAAAUGAAAGAUAAAAGAUUACAAUCUAUAAAUUAUAGUAAAGAAACACCAAAGACAUCACCUUAUGAUGUAUAUAGUUUUAUUAAAGGUACCAGUAGAUUUCAUUAUCAUCUGAGGAAUGCACAGACCUAUAGAGUUACUUCGCAUCUUGUACAUACGAAUGGAGCAUCUUCUACUUCACCCAAUCCAAUGGUCAACAACACCAACAAGAAGUAUGAUAUGUUCAAACUACCUAAUGCUCUCGGUGAAUCAUUGAGAGUAUUGGAAAAGAAUCUAUAUCCACCACCACCACUCUACAAAGAGAUAGGUGUUAUAAUACCAGAUAAUAAUAGUAAUAAUAAUAAUAAUAAUAAUGAACAACAACAACAACAACAGGAGCAACAAGAAUUUUUACCAAGAUUAUUAAAAUAUAACUCUAACAGUAAAGAGACUAUGUCAAUGUUUGAAAGAUUCUAUUCUUCGAAUAUCAAUGGUAUGUCAAAGAUUAUCAUUGUAUUCCUAAAGAUAUUGUUGGCUGCAGUACCAGGUGUAAAGAGUUAUACAGGUCCAAUCAACUUGAUGUCUGAAAUUAUCAUUGAUUCAUCUUCACCUGGACAUUCAGCAAGUUUAGUAGAGACAAUGCAAUCUGCAGUUGAUUUCCUAAGACACAAAGAAAUCAUUUCUAAAUCAUUACUGGCAAUAUUAUUAUUGAUUUUGAAACAUGCAAAAUAUAAUCAAAUAUUACAAUUUGAAUAUAUAACACAGAUCAUAUAUGAAUCGAAUGGAUUAGUAUUAUUAUAUAAACAUCUCUCACAUGAAUCAAUAGAUAAAUAUAUCAUGUCACAAAACAAUGUAUUAUCAGAAGAGUUCUAUCCAAUUAUACAAGACACUCAAAAUAAUAAUAUCAGCAAUAAUAAUAAUAAUAAUAACAAUGAAUGUUGGAGAAAUAUAUUUAGUACAAUAUGUGUAUUGAGAAUAAUCCAAAAGAUAUCAAAGUACAACCCAUCAAGAUUCACUGUGAUUACUCCUACUAAAGCAGUUAAUAUACUUAAAAAGUAUAGUGUAAUAGAACAGAAAUCAAUUAAAAUGUAUAGUUUAAAGAUAAUUAAGAAUUUAAUACCUUAUCUAGCAAGGAAAUGGAGACAAAAUAAUAUGAAAGUUAUCACCGAUAUAUUCUUAGAAGUACCAAUACAUAUCAAUGAUAUUUGGUUAUCGAGUCAAAGUGAAUUAACACUACAACAAUCGACUGAAAUGGAGGUUUCAAUAUCAGAUAGAAUAGAAGAAUAUCAUCAAAAGAACUAUGAACAAUGGUAUGACUUUAGGAAUGGUGGAACUUUGAAAUACUCUGUUGAUAAUCAACUCGGUAUGAAUGAAAUUGACUUUUUGUAUAAUAGUAUCGAACUCAACACCGACGAGAAGGAGCAUGCCGCUGGCUUGGCAGAGAUCUACUCUGACCAAUCAUCUGUAAUCUCAGUGACAGACAAACUUGAAGAUAUGCUCCUCUCUGAGAAAUGGAAUUUACAACAACCAUCCUUCUCAUUAAGAGAUCCAUUUAAAGAUGACUAA
Heterostelium album PN500 is the source of this 2391-nucleotide messenger RNA. RefSeq names its product FAM40 family protein (gene fam40). The transcript has 10 exons. Gene Ontology annotation, cellular component: cytosol. Gene Ontology annotation, biological process: cytoskeleton organization. The record is from RefSeq and is a predicted model, not a curated record. Lineage: Eukaryota; Evosea; Eumycetozoa; Acytosteliales; Acytosteliaceae. The coding region runs from base 1 to 2391 and encodes 796 amino acids.